CCUCUGCAAAGCACUAAAUUCUUCUUUAUCGCACUUUGUUCGACAUCCGCAAUGACCAAACGACUUUCCGCCGAGCUGGAGAAGAAAGACAGUUCUCUUCACAUCGAUGACGUUGAAUCUGGGGAACAUGACCUCAAAUCAUCUCCCGUUGCCGAAGGGGAUUAUUCGGGCGCGGUGGCUAAGUCUGAUCCCAAAGAAAUCAAGCUGGUUCGCAAAUUGGAUCGUCGGAUCAUGCCCGCGCUCUUUUGCAUGUACUUUUUAAAUAAGCUCGAUCAAAAUGCCAUCGCAAACGCGCGUCUCAACGGUCUAGAAAAGGACCUUAACCUGGUUGGAUCGCAAUACAACACCUGCAUCUCCAUCCUCUAUGUCGGAUACCUGUUUGCCCAAAUCCCUUCCAACAUGAUCAUGUCGAGCCAGAAAGUGCGUCCGUCUCUAUACAUGUCAGUGUGUAUGAUGGCAUGGGCAACCGUUGCCUCCCUCACAGCCCUCGUCAAGGGCUACGCUGGUCUCGUCGUCGUUCGAUUCUUUCUUGGUGUUGUCGAGGCGCCUUUCUAUCCCGGCGCGCUAUACAUCUUGUCCAUGUUCUACACCCGCAAAGAGAUCGCGACACGCGUUUCCAUCCUAUACGCUGGCAACAUCUUCGCUACCAGCUUCUCCGGCUUGAUUGCGGCUGCGACCUUCAAAACUUUGGAUGACAAGCACGGGAUGCACGGCUGGCAAUGGUUAUUUAUAAUAGAGGGUGUUGUCACUUUCGGUGUUGCCAUAGCGGCGAUUUGGAUGCUUCCCGAUUACCCGCUUACGACUAGAUGGCUUACUGAGGAAGAACGACAAAUGGCUCACGACAGGAUGCAAAGAGAUACUGUUGGUCUACAAGAGAGCAAGGGUGCCUCAGCUGGCUUCAUGCAGGCUCUGAGAGAUCCUCGCAUAUACGUCUUUAUCCUUAUGCAGAACAUGCAUCUAAGUGCAACAAGUUUCAAUCAGUUCUUCCCGACUGUGGUGGGCGCCCUCGGCUUCAACACUACUAUUACUCUGGUACUUACCUGCCCCCCUUCUCUCGUCGCUGGGAUAGUCGGUGUCGGCAUCGGCAUUUCAUCAGGUAAAUUCAACGAACGUACCUGGCACAUCACAAUCAUGAUGGGAUUGGCGCUUGCUGGUUUUGUGAUCUCUGCGGUCACCCUCAACAUGCCUGCUCGAUAUGUCUCAUGCUUCAUGUUCGCUUCUGGUGUGUAUGCGGUCAACUCGGUGAUUCUGGGAUGGGUCUCCGCUACGCUCGGUCAAACACCAGAGAAGAAGGCAGUGUCUCUUUCGAUCAUCAACAUGCUGUCCAUGGCUUCAUUCAUCUACACCCCGUAUCUAUAUCAGAAGAGCGAUGGACCGCAAUAUAGGAUUGCAAUGAGCAGUAACGCCGCUUUCGCGUUCAUGACCAUUGCUUCAGCUUGGGCGUUGAAGCUGUGGUUGAUGUGGACCAACAAGAAGAUGAAACAGAAUGGAGGACCAGGCAAUGUCUUCUACGCAUACUGA
Periconia digitata is the source of this 1521-nucleotide messenger RNA. NCBI's taxonomy places the organism in Eukaryota, Fungi, Ascomycota, Dothideomycetes, Pleosporales, Periconiaceae. The record is from the annotation of a GenBank genome assembly.